Molecule: messenger RNA, 213 nt
Organism: Sodiomyces alkalinus F11
Lineage: Eukaryota; Fungi; Ascomycota; Sordariomycetes; Glomerellales; Plectosphaerellaceae
Exons: 3
Coding region: 1-213 (70 amino acids)
Source: RefSeq, a predicted model, not a curated record
AUGUCUCGGAAAGGCCAGGCCAACAGUACCUUUAGUGUUGAUGACCGCAAUGGCGGCGUUGCGGUCGGCCCAAGCGUCAACUUACACUACUCCCGUGUCACUUACACACAACCGUCGCCAAAUUCGCCCAAGACACCGGGACACAACAAGCCGGGACCGAAGGGUUCUCAGACCGUGCACUACCAGACCCAAACGAACCCAUCACCACCAUAG